Messenger RNA from Cuscuta epithymum, 1654 nucleotides. The record is from the annotation of a GenBank genome assembly. NCBI's taxonomy places the organism in Eukaryota, Viridiplantae, Streptophyta, Magnoliopsida, Solanales, Convolvulaceae.
GUAUAAGGCCGUCCUAGUAAGGAAUGGUAUAAAGCUUUGGAUGGUGAACUAGGCAGAAAAGGCCAGCAUUACUCACAUAGGAGACAAAGAAGCAUUCUAGAGAAAGCAAAGCAAUGGAAAAUCAAAGCGACAUGAAUCCGGAAGCGGAAACCCUAAUCAAGACAUUCUGCGAGAUCACUUCUGCUACCAGUCCUGAAGCUCUCUUCUACCUCGAAAGCCACAACUUCGACUUGGACUCCGCAGUUUCCACCUACAUCGAUUCCAACCAAUCAAUCCCCUUGGCCGCCGUCGCUCCCGCAACUGACUCCACUGCGGCUAAUGCACAGUCUCCUUCCGACUCUCAGCCCUACUCGCCCUCUCAAUCCGAUGCCUCCUAUCCCUCUCGCUCGCGGACCCCUUCUCCAGGUCGUAGCUCCAGACCUUCCGGCGCUUAUAAUCUCCGGUCUUCCAAACCGAAGAUCGCUUCUGAUGCUGGCGGCAGUAGUACUGGCAGGAGAAGUGGCAGAAUUCAUACUUUCUCUGAUCUGAAUCGUCAAGGCGCUGAAGGAUCCGGGAGCGACUCAGACAAUCCUCAGGAGUACUACACGGGUGGAGAAAAAAAGUGGCAUGCUUGUCCAAGAUCCGUCCAAAAUGAAUGAUGUGGAUGCAAUAUUUGAGCAAGCCAGACAGACUCAACCAGCAGGAAGACCUAUUGAAAACCUUUCUCAAAGUUCAAGAAGCUUUGUUGGAACUGCAAGGAGACUCACUGGUGAAAUUGUUCCCUCUGCUCCUCAGCGACCAGAAGAUGUAAUACAUACUAUUACUUUUUGGAGAAACGGAUUCACAGUGGAUGAUGGACCUCUACGGAGGUUGGAUGAUCCUGACAAUGCACCCUUUUUGGAGAGUAUAAGGAAUUCCGAGUGCCCUAUGGAACUUCAGCCAUCUGAUAGGAAGGCAUCUGUUCAAGUUAAUCUCACAAGAAAAGAGGAGAACUGCCCUGUACCAGAGAAGCGGCAGACACCAUUUCAGGGUGCAGGAAGAACCCUAGCUAGCAGUACCAAUGACAAUGUACCAGCACAGUCAGGCGUUACAGCCCCUCCUUUGACCACCGCGCCUGCCCCGAUCAUGGGGCUAACAGUGGAUCAAACACAACCCUCCACUUCAAUCCAGCUCAGGCUAGCAGAUGGGACUCGCAUGGUGUCACGGUUCAACAUGCACCACACAGUGAGAGAGAUUCGAGGGUUCAUUGAUGCAUCAAGGCCCGGCGCACCAAGAAAUUAUCAACUGCAGACUGUGGGGUUUCCUCCAAAGCAACUCACUGAUCUGGACCAGACGAUAGAGCAAGCAGGCUUGGCCAAUUCAGUCGUCAUACAGAGAGUUUAAUCAAGAUCAUUUGUCCUCAUUAUUAUGUUCGUCUUGUUUAGUUUGGAGCAUUUUCUUGCUGGCGUAUAUUCAAUUCUCAUCUCAAACUCUUUUAUGUUCUAAAAGCAACAUUCCAUAUCUGGUCAUCUUGAAUGUGAUGUUAAAAGUGUUUAUGUGGGAAAUUGGGAAUUUCUCUUCUCAAAGACAGGCUAUUCCAUUUUCUAUUGUGGUGAGAAGGAUUAUUCAUGUGAGAAAUGAGAUGCACAGUUUAAAUUAGGAUAAAAAGUAUAAAUUAUUUAUAAAAAUGUCAUUG